AUGUCGCUAUGCUCGCACACGUUCCGAGCAAUAUCACGCUCGCGUGUCUCGCAAUCUAAUACGCUCCUGCCAUUUCUGUACCAGACAGCGACCAUCCUGCAGUGGAAGCCCGUCACACGACCAAACACAGGGCGCAGUGUUUCUUCACAGCCAUCGCCUGAUUACAACAUACCGUUUGAAGAUGCCGAUGGAAAUUUGCCGCCUACAUUCGAAGAGGCGCAGUCUGCACGGAAGACGACGAUAACGGGCUCCGAGCGUGCGGCUUUCGAAAAGCUGUACAAGACGUUCAACACCCAGGGUCGGGGACGGGGCAAGGGCAGCAAUGGCGAGCACGAGGAAUUGGACCAAAUAGCGGAUGAAUACUAUGAGGAUGACGAGGAGAGCUCGGGCAAUUCGCUGGACAAAGUAUUCGACGCCGUAUUGCAGGGCUCGCCACGGAUGCGAAAUGCACAGAGAGACGGCAUCGACGCAAAAUCCAAAACAAAAAAGAGCGCUGAUACCCCGGUAAAGACUAUAGACCUUUCAGGAGUAGAAACACCCCAGGAUAAAAGAAAAUUCACCGCCCGCGCCGAAAAAGAACGCAUCCGCAAACUCCGCCUCGAAGAGCGCGAACGCAUUGACACGCUGCUCAAAUCCGCCCCGACAGAUGUCCACCUGUGGCAGACCCUCGACCGCGAAGUCUUCGCCCAAUUGCGCAAACUCGACCUCGACAAUCCCACCACCAUAACCACCCAGGUGAAAAAGGAGCCCCGAUCGAAGAAUCGACAAAAACCCGCGCCACCAACCCCUGCGAACAAAAUAGAUGUUGACACACGCAUCUUUUUCCCGAAUUACCCCCUUCAUCUCCUCACCGCAAUCAAAACCCUGCGCACAAGCUUCCCCCGUUCCCCUCUUCCGCUCGCCAUCCUCCCCACCAUCCGCUCCCUCGGCCGCUCAUCCUACGCCCUCGGCGCGACGACAGCGCUCUACAAAGCCCUGAUCCGCACCGCGUGGGUCCAGCAGUCAUCCUACGCGCUCAUCGAUACGCUGCUGACCGACAUGGACGCCAACGUUGUGGAAUUCGAUCUCGCAACGCUCGAUCUGCUCGACGGCAUUAUCCGGGAGAAUGAACUGGCGCGUGCGGGGAAACUGGGGAGGGAGAUGCAGAUGCUGUAUGAGUUGGAGGCGUGGGUCGAGGGAUUUGGGAAGAUUGUAAGGUGGAGGAGUGUGGUUGCGGAGAGGUUGGGGGUCAGGGAGCAGAGUGUGGCGAGGCCGGAGAGACAAGCAAGAGAGGUUAGGCAGGAAAUGCCACUCGAGGACGGUGCGCCGGAUGGACUGCCGGAUGCCGUGGUGGCGCGCGAGUCGGAUCCAUUUGCCAGUGAGCAGACUGUAGAGAGCGUAUCAGCGAGCGGAGAAGGUCAAUUCGACGCAGUAGAUGUUACGGCGGAAGGAGAUGCAGAUGCAGAUGCAGAGGCAGAGGCAGAGGUUGAGCCGCCACGCGAAGAAAACGACGCGGAAGAUGCGGACAAGCCCGCGAAGAUUAUGUUGUAA
Parastagonospora nodorum SN15 is the source of this 1530-nucleotide messenger RNA. RefSeq lists its product as hypothetical. Gene Ontology annotation, cellular component: mitochondrion. The coding region runs from base 1 to 1530 and encodes 509 amino acids. NCBI's taxonomy places the organism in Eukaryota, Fungi, Ascomycota, Dothideomycetes, Pleosporales, Phaeosphaeriaceae. The record is from RefSeq and is a predicted model, not a curated record. The transcript has a single exon.